AUGGCUGCUCUUUUUUGGUUACUUAUAAUCUGUUUUGUGUAUGUUUCUGACAUUGGGAUCGAGUGUUCAGACACUUUAACUCCUUACCAGGUUUUCAAGAAUGGACAGACUUUAGUCUCUGCCAAUCAGAGAUUUCAGCUAGGAUUUUUCAAUGUUUCUUCGAAAAAUGAUCACAACCAUAGAAUGUGGAUGAAGCCAUUGCGUGGAUCUAGGAUUAAACUUGUUUUAAACUCUGUUGGAGAUCUUUUGCUUCGGAAUGAUGAGAGAACUGUGAUUUGGGUUUGUAGGGUUGCAAAGCCUGCUUCCAGGCCAGAACUGGUGCUCCUGGAUUCCGGCAAUCUUGUUAUUAAAGAUGAGUCUAUUGCCCAUGCUAAGAAGAAGAAAGAUGCGACCACGACUGCCAGCAUUCUUAUAUCAGCAAUUUUCUGGAUUAGUUUUUGGUUUGUUGUUGGCUGGCGUAUAUGCCAUUUUAAGGAGGCCAAGAGGCAAGGUCCUGCAGGAGGUGAGGAGAAUGAUCAAGAUGUUGCAUUGUUCAAUAUAAACGCAAUUUCUGCUGCUACCAAUAAUUUCUCCCCAGACAAUAAAAUUGGACUAGGAGGUUUUGGUCCUGUUUAUCAGUCAGAUGUGUACAGCUUUGGUGUUUUGGCAAUAGAGAUUAUAAGCGGCCAAAAGAACUGGGGUUUCCAUCAUCCUGAUCAUGAGCAUAAUCUUCUAGGACAUGCAUGGACAUUGUGGAACGAGGGACGUGCUUUGGAACUGAUGGAUCUAGUUUUAGAAGGGUCGUCUAAUGAGACUGAAGUUUCUCGAUGCAUCCAAGUUGGCCUGUUGUGCGUCCAGCAUCGGGCUGAAGAAAGGCCAACAAUGUCUGAAGUGGUUUCCAUGCUGCAGGAUGAGCGUGAAAUAUUAGUUGAACCUGGAGAACCUGGUUUCGUUAGUGUAAGGUCUUUCAGGUCGACUGGUCCUGUAUCGUGCGCCAGCAACAAUGACAGUGUCAAUGGUUUGACGGUAACAACUUUAACAGGUAGACUAUAA
This is a messenger RNA of Fraxinus pennsylvanica, 1032 nucleotides long. The record is from the annotation of a GenBank genome assembly. Lineage: Eukaryota; Viridiplantae; Streptophyta; Magnoliopsida; Lamiales; Oleaceae.